Molecule: messenger RNA, 2141 nt
Organism: Physcomitrium patens
Lineage: Eukaryota; Viridiplantae; Streptophyta; Bryopsida; Funariales; Funariaceae
Molecular function (GO): sphingosine-1-phosphate phosphatase activity
Source: RefSeq, a predicted model, not a curated record
UGUACAUAAACAUUUUUAGAAGUUGUAUGGGUUAAUGGAUUUUGCCAUUGCGAAGAAGAAGAAGAAGACGAAGACGAAGCUGUUUGUAGUGUAAAAUCUGUAUCUAAUCUGCAUGUUCAGAGCAAGGCAGUCAAGGGUAACCUUCAAGAGAUGUUGUGUAACCUAAUUUGCCAACCCAACCGAGUCCACUUCUGGUUCAGAUUGCCAGAGGUGGAAGCCACAGGUGCCUACAAUGCAAAACAGCCGCUCUCUUAUCCUCCAACUUCCUUUUCAUGCUGCUCAAUUUUCAGUUCUCACGUCCAAUUCAACGUCGUUGCAAGUAGUAGAUUACCUUCCACAAACGGAUUCAGUCGUUUGCAAUUUUUUUAAGAAUGAAUGGAUGUGAAACGAGCACAAUGCCAAAAAGAUCACGAACACGGUCCAGGGGUAGGAGAAGAACAAGCCGACGACCAAGAUCGAGCUCAAAAACUGGAUUAAGGCCUAAUCCGAAGAAGAAAAAGUCAAGCUAUAAUCUAUCAACUGCAACGCUAUGUGAUUGUCUUUUCAAUCCUGAACCAGCGGGUUGGCUGGAUCGUGCACUGUAUUACGACAAGAGAUUGACGUGUUGGCUUCGCGACCAAGGCCUUCGAUUAUUCUUGUACCUCCUGUUACGGGCUAUGGAGCUUUCUGGUGACGGUGUUUGUUUGAUUUCGACAGCGGCAGCCACAUAUCUACUCCCGAAGAAGAAGCUCACUCCCGAGGUUCGCAUGUUCUUCUUCAACCUUCUUGGAGCUUUUAUUGUUGAUCUGGUCAUCGUGACGGUGAUCAAAUAUUAUGUCCGAUUAUGGCAUCAGUCGUCGAGUUGUCAACCACACUCCGUAACCUUCGACUUAGAAAACUCCACCCGACCGAUCCUGGUGGUCACCUUCUUCACCAUGUACCUGCCAAUGUGGAAGGAUCAGGCUGCCAAUGUUUGGCUGCCAUUCUUCAGGAGAUUGGUUAGCAACAAGGUUGGACUCGACAUCCAAGACGAGGGAGUGCAGUUGGCGAAUUUGCUUGUUAGCAUUAUUACCUGGCUCGUCUUCUCCUGGGCCGUUUCUACCACAUCGUCUCGAAUCAUUCUGGGCCGCCAUUUUUUUUUCGACGUGCUUGUGGGUUGUCUCGUAGGAAUUCUGGAAACGCUUCUGUACAGCAAAUUCCUUGUCAUUCCUGAUAAGGUCUCAGAGGGUAUCCACAACUACCUCAUCUUCUUCUUCGGUAAUAUUGAAAAUCACGUUCGAUUUCUUUUCAGUAACUGCAAGUUUCACAUUGAAAAUUUGGUCAAGAGGUGAUCCAGAACUGAUUGAUGGAGCAUGUGAUGCAUUUAUUGCUCCCUGCCCUAACCUUAUGAAGCAACUCGAGCCAGGGAUCCCUGACUUGUAUACCUGGAAAAGAGUUUCUGAGAUAAUAUCAGCAGGGCUUCCAAAGCCUACGUUUUGAGUAUUGAACAGUGAUAAGUUGAUUUGAGCACGUCUGAAGAUUCUCUCUACGAUUGUCGAAGCGGCGUAAUCUGGGUGAGGACUUGUAGCUUGCAUCAAUGCAUCUAUCGCCCUUUACACUAAGCUUUUUUCAAGAGUUCGAUAGUGGAAGGUGCUCCUAACUAGCCCAAGCUGAUUGAAAGUUGAUUCAUGUUAUGCUGUGCUGUAUAUGUGACAAUCCAACUGUACACGGAGCAAUUGAUACGUUUCAUCUCCAAGCAACUGGUCCUGUCACCUUUGUUCUCUGCACCAUUAGCCGUGGGACGUACUCUGCAGAUGCUUAAUGUCGGCAGGUUUUACACUUCGCAUCAUGGCAGAAGAUUAUAUACCAGGUCGACAGACAGGGUCAGGUGGGGCAGCGCACAUUCUCAUUGAAGUUUUAGAGGACCGGGUGCAUCUUAACAUGCUCAUAGUGAAGUCCACAAGUCUACAUUCAACCACUUACCACGGAGAUUCUGGAAGACAAGGGGCACGGAUGUGAACAGUCUGUGCAGCUUAAGAUUCUCUGUGUAUUAGGAUGGGUGAAUAUGAGAAUAAGAGGACGAAGCAUAGAGAUUAGACUUGUGAGCAGGAGGAUCUGCUAUGUACCACGAAGAUAGUAGAGUGCUAAUGGCCAAUGUUUGCAAUAUGGUUUUUGGUUGAUCA